UUAGCUCAGCAGUCAAAGCACCACCAAGCACUGCGCGCUAAUGCCGGGGCAAGCACCGCUGCACGCACCCACUCCACUGGCCUCGCCUCCACCUGCCUCUGCCUCGGCCGCGGCGGAACGCGCUAUAAAAAGGCACGCCGUGCCAGGCAGCUCUUCUGUGCCAGUGCAAUUGACCUAAUCACUCGAUCGUCGCUGCCAAGCUAGCUACCAGUGAUGGCUCGGGGAAGAGGCAGUGCGAGCAGCGGCGGCGUCCUCGGCGCAGCGCUCCUGAUCGGCUUUCUCGUCACGAGCGCCCCGCUCGCCGAGGCGGCGGCGGCGUACAUGGUCGGCGACUACGGCGGGUGGAAGUUCAACGUCGCCGGGUGGGCCAAGGGGAGGACCUUCCACGCCGGCGACCUGCUCGUGUUCAACUACAACCGGGCGGUGCACGACGUGGCGAUCGUGAACGCGGCGGCGUACCGGAGCUGCGCGGUGCCCAGGGGCGCCAAGGUGCUGCGGAGCGGCCGCGACAAGGUGAAGCUCGGCAAGGGCACGCACUACUUCGUCUGCACCGUGAGGGGACACUGCCAGGCCGGCAUGAAGAUCGCCGUCAGGGCCGUCUAGAGGCUGGGCCGCCUGGCUGUAGCCUCGUAAAGCUCCAGAUCGAUCCACGCUUCAAGCUUGUUGCAGCCUGCUGAAUCUAAUAAUGCUAGUUAAUUAGUUUGCCUGGUUAGUUUACUGGUAUGCAUGCUUUCUGUUCGUGUGUGUUGAGUUAUAAGUGAAGUGCUCUUUUUUUUU
Messenger RNA from Phragmites australis (common reed), 777 nucleotides. Its product is annotated as basic blue protein-like. The transcript has 2 exons. The record is from RefSeq and is a predicted model, not a curated record. Gene Ontology annotation, cellular component: plasma membrane. Lineage: Eukaryota; Viridiplantae; Streptophyta; Magnoliopsida; Poales; Poaceae. Bases 214 to 603 code for a protein of 129 amino acids. Gene Ontology annotation, molecular function: electron transfer activity.